Trichoderma atroviride IMI 206040 is the source of this 931-nucleotide messenger RNA. The record is from RefSeq and is a predicted model, not a curated record. Lineage: Eukaryota; Fungi; Ascomycota; Sordariomycetes; Hypocreales; Hypocreaceae.
CUGCCCGGAGCCUCUUGAGCUGAUUAUUCUUUGUUCCUUCACGCAUCAAGCUUCCGUCUAUUUUCCAUCAGCUUCUCAUCUCUGCGUGACUUUUGUCCCGUUUUUUGCAGCGACAUCUCCUAGACAACCCCGCCAUCAACAUGUCCGCCAACGAUUACUACAGCUCCGGCAGCGGCAGCGGCAGCGGUUACCCGCCCCAGCAGCAGUACGGCCAGCAGCAGCAGUACGGCGGCUACAACCAGCAGCAGGGCUACCCUCAACAGCAGCCUCAGUACGGCGGCCAGCAGCAGCAGUACAACCAGGGCUACCCCCCUCAGCAGCAGUACGGCCAGCACCAGCAGCAGUACGACAACCGUAGCGCCUCUCCCUAUGACCAGCAGCCCCAAUAUGCCCAGCACCAGCAGCAAUACGGCCAGCAGCAGCAGUACGGCGGCCAGCCCGGCUACGACCAGCAGCAGUACGGCGGCGGCCCUCCUGGCGCUGAGGGCCCCGACGGCGAGCGUGGUCUCGGUGCCACCUUGAUUGGAGGCGGUGCUGCUGGUUUCGCCGCUCACAAGGCUGGUGGUGGCAAGCUGGCCGCGGUGGGAGCUGCUGCUGUCGGUGCCAUCGGUGCGAACCUGAUUGAGCACGCUUUCAAGAAGCACAAGGAGGAAAAGGAGAUGCAGAACCUGGCCUAUGGCGGUAACAACGAUGGCCACCACCACCACCACCACCACCAGAAAUAUUAAGGAAAGGUGAUGCGAGAGAGGGGUAUUUACACGUUAUGACUUCGAUAUACAUAUUAUGAAACGUUUGGGCAUGGGAACUUGACUUGGUUCUCUUUUUUCUGCUAGAGAAGCAUUAUGAUAUAUGAGGGGCGUUGGAUCUUUUACUUAUACUACCUACGCUAUAAAAUACAUAUAAUAAAUAACAUUAUAAAAGAGAGCAUCGC